GCACAGGCCCGCGCAUGCGCAAUUGUAGCCGGAAGUAGUUACUGAUCACUCCGGUCCAGAGAAAGCGUAUUGUGUACUUACUGUACCUGCCGACACCAUGAACACCAAGAGCUCUCAGCUGAAGGACAGUAUACCAAUUGGGGAACUUUCCACUCAGUAUGGAGGAUACGGAGUGCAGGAUACCCUACGCACAGGGUUUACAAGUGUGCAGAGUGAGCUUUUACCAAGUCAUCCUUUGGAGUUGUCUGAAAGAAAUUACCAGAUAAACCAGGAGAAAGUGGACUUUUCCACUCUAAGAAAUAUCCAGGGGCUACAUGCACCACUGAAACUACAGAUGGAGUUUAAAGCUGUCAGACAGGUUCAGCGUCUCCCAUUCCUACAAAGUUCUAACAUUGCUUUGGAUUCGUUGAAAGGGAAUGAUGAGUGCAUUGGCUUUGAAGAUAUUCUCAAUGAUCCAACACAAAGUGAAGUAAUGGGAGACCCACACAUGAUGAUGGAAUAUAAACUGGGUUUAUUGUAACAAAUGUAUGCACAAAAUAACCAAUAAAACAGUGAAUUCUUUUUGUAAA
Molecule: messenger RNA, 569 nt
Organism: Pelobates fuscus (common spadefoot toad)
Lineage: Eukaryota; Metazoa; Chordata; Amphibia; Anura; Pelobatidae
Gene: POMP
Product: proteasome maturation protein
Exons: 6
Coding region: 98-520 (140 amino acids)
Biological process (GO): proteasome assembly
Cellular component (GO): nucleus; cytoplasm
Source: RefSeq, a predicted model, not a curated record